Molecule: messenger RNA, 1137 nt
Organism: Adineta steineri
Lineage: Eukaryota; Metazoa; Rotifera; Eurotatoria; Adinetida; Adinetidae
Source: the annotation of a GenBank genome assembly
AUGAUCUGGCCGAAUCGUAAUAUUUAUGAUGGUCAUUGGUUUGACAGCAAGAUGCAUGGAUCAGGUGCAAUGCUGUAUGCGGAUCGCAGGAUAUAUACUGGUGGUUGGUUGAAUGGUAUGAAAUCAGGUCCGGGCAUCAUGAGUUGGCCUAAAGGCGAAAAAUGUGAUGCUGUUUGGGUUGAUGAUAAAGCAGUUUGUGAUGCCAUUUGUUUUCCAAAAUGUUUGAAUGGUGGAAAAUGCACUGGACCAAACUCUUGUACCUGUACAUCAUUGUGGACUGGACCUCGCUGUGAAACACAGCCAAAAUUCAACAAAUGGAAACAAAAUGCCAUCACUGUAGUUGGUGGAAACGGACAAGGACACGAAUUAAAUCAACUCAAUUACCCUGUUGGAAUCUUUAUUGAUAAAAAGAAGAACAUUUUUAUUGCUGAUCGUUUUAAUAAUCGUAUUGUUGAAUGGAAAUAUAAUGCAACAGAAGGACAAAUCAUUGCAGAUGGAAAUGAAUAUGAAAAUCGAACGGAUCAAUUGUUUUAUCCAAUAGAUGUGAUUAUUGAUCAACAAAAUCAUUCGACCAUCAUUGCUGAUCUUGAGAACAGACGAGUGAUUCGAUGGGUGAAUCAAAAGCAACAAAUUCUCAUUAAGAAUAUUGACUGUUUGGGCUUGACAAUGGACAACAAUAGAUUUCUUUAUGUUUCCGAUGAGAUGAAAAAUGAAGUGAGACGAUGGAAAAUGGGAGAAUAUAACAAUGAAGGAAUUAUAGUGGCAGGUGGAAAUGGAAAAGGAAAUAAACUUAAUCAACUCAGUAGUCCAGGUUUUAUCUUUGUUGAUGAUGAUCAAUCUGUUUAUGUAUCAGACUCGUCCAAUCAUCGUGUGAUGAAAUGGAAAAAAGAUGCAAAAGAAGGAACAAUUGUGGCUGGAGGAAAUGGUGAAGGAGGGAAUCUUAAUCAAUUGUCUGAUCCACUAGGAGUCAUUGUUGAUAAUUUUGGUCAGAUCUAUGUGGCAGAUUAUGAGAAUCAUCGAGUAAUGCGUUGGUGCGAAGGAAAAAAAAGAAGUGAUUUAUCUUUUGAUGAUGAAGGAAAUCUUUAUGUUGCUGAUUCGAAAAAUCAUCGGAUUCAAAAAUUUGAAAUAACAUUGUGA